Puntigrus tetrazona (Sumatra barb) is the source of this 1783-nucleotide messenger RNA. It is a transcript of the gene cacng5a, whose product is annotated as calcium channel, voltage-dependent, gamma subunit 5a. Gene Ontology annotation, molecular function: voltage-gated calcium channel activity; channel regulator activity. Gene Ontology annotation, cellular component: AMPA glutamate receptor complex; postsynaptic density membrane. Gene Ontology annotation, biological process: neurotransmitter receptor transport, postsynaptic endosome to lysosome; calcium ion transport; transmission of nerve impulse. The transcript is spliced from 7 exons. The coding region runs from base 205 to 1074 and encodes 289 amino acids. Lineage: Eukaryota; Metazoa; Chordata; Actinopteri; Cypriniformes; Cyprinidae. The record is from RefSeq and is a predicted model, not a curated record.
GAGAGGGAGAGACACGUAAGAGCAUCCCCAACACUAAACCCAGCGAGAGAGACGCUUCUCAGCCGGAACACGUGCGACGACUUCAGCAAAGCUCUCUGCGAUGAGAUAAAGACUGUUCGGCAUUCGCUUGAGAAGAACCGAAGAACGCGUCUCAGCGCAGCUCCUGUUUUCUACAGCUUGCACCCUCCGCUGCUGAUGUGAAAGAUGAGCCUGUGUGGCAGGAAGGCACUGACACUCCUUAGCAGUGUGUUUGCUGUGUGUAGUCUGGGGUUGCUGGGUAUUGCUGUCAGCACUGAUUACUGGCUCUACCUGGAGGAGGGGGUCAUCCUGCCUCUCAAUCAGAGCACUGAAAUCCGUAUGUCUCUCCAUUCAGGGCUUUGGAGGGUCUGUUUUCUUGCAGCGUUACCAGCUCCAGCAACAGUGUUACCAACUGGUAAAUCAGGAGAGGAGAAGGGGCGCUGCUUUACAAUAGAGUAUGUGAUGCCCAUGAAUGUUCAAAUGACAUCAGAGUCUACAGCCAGCGUUCUGAAAAUGAUUCGCUCUGCUACUCCUUUCCCACUGGUCAGUCUGUUUUUCAUGUUCAUUGGCUUUGUGCUGAGUAAUAUUGGACACAUCCGCCCUCAACGCACUAUUCUGGCUUUCAUCUCUGGAAUAUUUUUUAUCCUGUCAGGUCUGUCCCUGGUGGUGGGUCUGGUCUUGUAUAUAUCCAGUAUAAAUGAUGAGAUGCUGAACAGAACAAAAACGAACGAAGCUUAUUUCAGUUAUAAAUAUGGCUGGUCUUUCGCUUUUGCUGCAGUCUCCUUCCUUCUUACUGAGGCAGCAGGUGUAAUGUCUGUCUACCUGUUCAUGAAGCGAUACACUGCAGAGGAGAUGUACAGGCCACAUCCGGGUUUCUACAGACCUCGCCUCAGCAACUGCUCUGACUACUCUGGUCAGUUCCUGCAUCCGGACGCCUGGGCCCGUGGACGCAGCCCUUCAGACAUCUCCAGUGUAGCAUCCCUGCAGAUGAAUACAAACUACCCUGCGCUCCUCAAGUGCCCCGACUAUGAUCAGAUGUCCUCUUCGCCCUGUUGAGAUUGCAAAUGCACAACAGUCAUAUUGGAGAAUGAGAGAGCUCUAGCUACGGUAGUUCUUAAAGAUGCUGCACUGGCAUGGCUUUGGCACCUGAGAUUGUGUUGUGUUUGGAUAGAGGAUAAACUUCAUUUCCUUGUCUUCGAGAGCCUUCAGUACUAAUGCAGUGAUUCUGAGUUUAAUACAUCGGUUGGUGGUAUUAUUUUCUGUUAUUUGUAGUUUACCACACUGAUGUGUAGCAAAUAGUACCUCUGCCUUUUUCUUAAAAGUAAUUUUAUUCAAACAGUCGGUUGGUUUUUAAUCAAAACUGCAGAUUUAUUUGAAAACAGAUGUAUGUUUUAUAGAAAAAUAGAGAACUAGACAUUGUGGUAUAAGUAUUUAAAUGAUUAUAUUUACUGAUUCAUCAUGCUUAUUAAAGCACAUGCUUAACGAGAAUACACACGUUAAUGUGACUCAACAUUAAUCUGGUCCCUUAUGCACUUUAAGAAAGUAACGAUAACACAGAAUUUAAAUGUAUUGGCAUUUUAUAUUAUUGUUAUGUGUUGUGAGACUAACUGGUCCUUUGAUUAAGAGGCAUUUUGUGUUUGAUAUGAAUGUUAACAUUAUUGUAGCUUUAUUGUUUGUGUGUCUUUUUUUUGCUUUACAUUCUGAUCUAAUCAGAAGAUCUACACAUCAGUGAUGCAGUGAUUUUUACAAGAACAACAUUCUGUUA